UUCUUCAGAGUUUCAGAGCUCCUGACAAAACCCUAAGCCAUCGUCGUCGUUCCCGCCGCCGACGAGGAGGGAGGAGGGUUAUCCAUCAGCCAUGGAGGACGUCUGCGAGGGGAAGGACUUCUCCUUCCCGGCGGAGGAGGAGCGCGUGCUCCGCCUCUGGUCCGAGCUCGACGCCUUCCACGAGCAGCUCCGUCGCACGGAGGGCGGCGAGGAGUUCGUCUUCUACGACGGCCCCCCCUUCGCCACAGGGCUCCCGCACUACGGCCACAUCCUCGCGGGCACCAUCAAGGACGUGGUCACCCGGCACCAGGCGAUGCGGGGCCGCCACGUCGCGCGCCGCUUCGGCUGGGACUGCCACGGUAGGACUUGUAGCCUGACACACGGCCUCCCUGUCGAGCACGAGAUCGACAAGCUCCUCGAGAUCAAGACCCGGCAGGAUGUGCUCGACAAGGGCAUCGGUGUGUACAACGAGGCCUGCCGCGGCAUCGUCACCAAGUAUGUCGCCGAGUGGGAGGCCGUCGUCACGCGCGUGGGGAGGUGGAUUGUUUUCAAGGCCGGCUACAAGACGAUGGACAUCAACUUCAUGGAGAGCGUCUGGUGGGUCUUCGCGCAGCUCUGGCACAAGGACCUCGUGUACAAGGGCUUCAAGGUGAUGCCUUACAGCACAGGCUGCAGGACUGCAUUGUCAAACUUUGAGGCCGGGCUGGACUAUAGGACUGUUUCAGAUCCAGCAGUCAUGGUGUCUUUCCCUAUUGCCGGUGAUGUGGACAAUGCAUCUCUUGUCGCAUGGACCACAACUCCCUGGACUCUCCCAAGCAAUCUAGCAUUAUGUGUCAAUGCCAAUCUUGUGUAUGCCAAGGUUAAGGACAAAUCAAAUGGAACAGUAUACAUUGUUGCUGAAAGUAGGCUUGGGCAGUUGCCAGUUAAGGCCAAAGCUUCCGGAAAGAAGCAAGCAACUUCUAAGGGAAGCAUGACUGAAGCUGUUCAAGGCGGUUUGGAUACUGAAUCGUACGAGUUACUGGCAAAGAUUCCUGGUUCAUCCUUAGUAGGCCUAAAGUACACUCCUUUGUUUGAUUUUUUCUUGGAGCUUCAGGAGACUGCCUUUAGGGUCAUUGCAGAUAACUAUGUAACUGAUGAUAGUGGAACCGGUGUGGUCCAUUGUGCUCCUGCUUUCGGUGAAGAUGACCAUCGUGUUUGCCUUGCUGCCGGGAUAAUUGAGGCUAGUGGCCUUGUUGUCGCUGUUGAUGAUGAUGGUUGCUUUAUUGACAAGAUAUCUGAGUUCAGAGGGCGACCUGUUAAAAAGGUUGACAAGGAUAUCAGCAGUGUUGACAAUGAUAUCAUCAGUGCUGUUAAGGAUAAAGGAAGGCUUGUUAGUAAAGGGAGCAUUGAACACUCUUAUCCAUAUUGUUGGCGCUCAGAGACUCCUCUCAUUUACCGGCCUGUUCCAAGCUGGUUCAUUAAGGUUGAAAAGAUAAGGGAUCAGUUGCUGGAGUGCAACAAGGAGAUCUACUGGGUUCCAGAUUAUGUCAAGGAAAAGAGAUUCCAUAACUGGCUAGAAGGUGCCAGGGACUGGGCUGUUAGCAGAAGUAGAUUCUGGGGUACUCCACUUCCAGUAUGGAUCAGCCAAGAUGGUGAAGAAAUUGUAGUUAUGAAUUCCAUUGAAAAACUUGAAAAAUUAUCUGGUGUCAAGGUUAGCGAUCUUCACCGACAUUAUGUUGAUGAUAUUACGAUUCAGUCUAGCAGAGGACCAGAGUAUGGGGUGCUCAAACGGGUUGAAGAUGUUUUCGACUGCUGGUUUGAGAGUGGCUCCAUGCCAUAUGCCUACAUUCAUUAUCCAUUUGAGAACCGUGAACUAUUUGAGAAUAAUUUUCCUGGAGACUUCGUGGCAGAGGGCUCGGACCAAACACGUGGAUGGUUCUAUACUUUGAUGGUGUUAUCAACAUCAUUGUUUGGGAAGCCUGCUUUUAAGAAUCUUAUUUGCAAUGGUCUUGUCUUGGCCGAGGAUGGUAAGAAAAUGAGCAAGAGUAAAAAGAAUUACCCUGCUCCAACAGAAGUCAUUGAUGAAUACGGAGCAGAUGCGUUGACGCUGUAUUUGGUAAAUUCGCCAGUUGUACGCGCAGAGUCUCUACGAUUCAGAAGGAGUGGUGUUUUUGGUGUUGUGAAAUAUGUUUUCCUCCCAUGGUAUAAUGCAUAUAGAUUUCUUGUCCAAAAUGCAAAGAGAUUUGAGGUUGAGGGCCUCGGAGCAUUUUCUCCGAUUGAUCAAACUUCACUUCUGAAAUCAUCCAAUGUGUUAGAUCACUGGAUAAAGUCCGCAACUGAAAGUCUGGCCAGCUUUGUUCGGCAGGAGAUGGAUGCCUAUCGGCUUUACACGGUUGUGCCAUAUUUGGUAAAAUACAUUGACAAUCUUACUAUUAUAUACGUGCGUUUCAACCGCAAACGGCUAAAAGGACGCACUGGAGACAAAGACUGUAAAGUUUCACUUUCAACUCUCUACCAUGCACUUGUAACAACUUGUGUGGCGAUGGCUCCAUUUACACCUUUCUUUACUGAGGUUCUUUAUCAAAAUCUGCGAAAGGUUUCAAGUAAAUCAGAGCAGAGCAUUCAUUUUUGUAGUUUCCCAUCGACAACUGGGGAGAGAGAUGGGCGUGUUGAGCAGAGUGUAAGCAGGAUGAUGACCAUCAUUGAUCUUGCUCGCAAUAUUCGAGAACGGCGCAACAAAGCUCUCAAAACGCCACUUAAGGAGAUGGUGGUCUUUCAUCCUGACAAUGAAUUUCUGGAAGACAUUGGUGGAAAGCUAAAAGAGUAUGUCAUGGAGGAGAUGAAUGUUAAGAUUGUCACAACAUGUGAUGAUCCCAUGAAGUAUUCUGUUUCGCGGGCAGAACCCAAUUUUAGCGUACUAGGCAAAAGACUGGGAAAAGACAUGGGCAAAGUAUCAAGUGAAGUUAAGAAAAUGACUCAGGACCAAAUCUUGGCAUUUGAACGAAGUGGAAAGGUUUCAUUCCUUGGUCAUUGCUUGACGGUAGACGAUAUUAAGGUGGUCCGACAAUUCAAGCGUCCAGCAAAUAUGUCAGAGAAAGAAAUGGAUGCUGCAGGAGAUGGUGAUGUUUUGGUCAUAUCGGAUCUUACAGCUGAUCAAUCGUUGUUUGAAGCUGGAGUGGCUCGCGAGGUCGUAAACAAAAUCCAGAAGUUACGUAAGGUUGCUCAGCUGGAACCUACGGACCUGGUUGAUGUGUAUUACAAAUCUGAAGAUGAUAACAACACACUUCAAGAAAUUUUGCAGUCACAGGAUCAGUACAUUAGGGAUGUGCUUGGUAGUUCACCUAUCCCAAAGGCAAUGGCGCAAUCAUAUGUGGUUUUCAUCUGUGAGGAUUCCCACGUUGUACACGGUAUGUCGUUUGUCAUCUACAUAGCAAGGUGCAUCCCCGUGGUCACAUCUGAUCUCCUUCCCCAUGCCGUAGGCAACAGUGACCACGUCGAUGCAUUACGAGCUUAUUUGCUGUCAAGGUCUCUGGCCAGACUGAAGAGCGAAUUCCAGGCUGGAAAUGGCAAGAUUACAGUGAACUUGCCAGAUCCAGAUCCAUCUCGUCCUCGGCUCUCCGGGCGUGCUCCGGGCCCUGCUGCGCGUCGACGCUCCACCACCUCCCUGCUACUGCCUCGCCCCAUUUGCGCUGCUGCACAACGUCCACUUUCACAGUGGCCAUCGGCGUCCUCCUCCGCUCAGAUCCGGCCGGUGCUCGCCGCUCUCAACCUGCGCCGCCAUCCUCCAUGUCGACCCUCCUCUGCUGGCGCUAGGUGGGCGGGCGGCUUGGCACCUGGCGCCGGCGGCGCCCACGGCUGCGUUUCGGCCUCCUGGCCGUCCGUUUCGGCUGGCCGGCGACGGAUCCGGCGGUUCCGGGUCCGGAUCCGGCUCUCCUUCGGCUCGCAGCUCCCAUAGCUCCCCUAGCCACCCCCAUCCUCUCCGGCGGACGAUGCACCCCGCUCCACCUCGCCUCGCUCCCCACGGAUCCUCCUCGACCCCGUCCUCCUGUGCGACCGAAGCCGGGCGGCCGCAGAUCCGGCGCCGGCGUCCCCUCCCCUCUACAUCGACAACCCGUCCUGCGCCUCCACCCCGCUCGCCCUCCCCGUCCCCGCCCCCUGCGCGCCCGUCAUGAACGGGCUGCGGCUGGUCUGGUGGAUCCAGCGACGGACCCCUCCUCGCCUCCGCCACCGUCGGUCCCUGCCGGGAAGAACCUCCACUCUGGUGCCCCCACCCUCUGUCCACCUCCCACGCCGCCCCACCUCGUCUCCACCCUCCUCACCGGCGGCCUGCUCCACUCGUCCUUCCUCGGUUCACCAUCCGCCUCACAUGUCCGUCUCGGUCCUAUCCUCUGUCGCCCUUCGACUCCACUUGGAUGGCGGCCCACCAUUGACGGAUGUGCUACGGGAGAAAUCCCCGCUGACCUUGUCAGCUGACCACGACGGCGCUACUCCAGCGUCGCUUACCCUCUUGGGGGCGUGGCUCAUGUGCCACUCCUGUCUCUCGGUCCGGAUUCGCAGCUCUCGGCUCUGCCCGUCCACCUUCUUGAAGGCGUCGCUAGGGAGCUCCUUGCGGCCAUUCAUCCUCCGUUGCCCUUGGGGGUUGGUCAUCCUCUGCUCUGCUAGCUCAAGACCCUCUCAUGCAUGUCGUCUGUUUUGGUGAGCUUCGUGCUCUUCGUGCUAUCUCGGUUCAUCUUUGCUCAACAACGAUGCAACGAUGCCUCCCCACCUUGUUAAUCGUGUCAACUUGCUGUGGCGGAGUUUCCAGUUAAGGUUCGUGAUGGGUCACUCGUUGAUUGGUGCUGCUCCUCUGUUGUGCCAAGGGGUUGGUACGCACGCCGGUGUGGUGCGUUAGGAUAGUUGAUUAGUGUUGGUAUUGUGUUUCCUCGAUGACACACCACUUCCACUCGACUUUUAUGGUGGUGGUCUCUUGGCUUGCUGGCUAGGUAGUGCCUUCUUCGGGGCGCCCAUAUGCCCUCACCCUAUGUAAUCUUUCCCUCCUGUGUGGUUUUUUCGGCCCGGUUUCCCUUAUAAACGGGGUCAACCUGUUAAGGUUUUCGAUCCGGUUUUCCUUAUAAACUGGAUCAAACACUUGGCAUUUUGGCCACUUUGAGCAAUAUAUUCAGGUGGGGAAUCUCUCCCCCCGGUGACCGUUCAAAAAAAAAACCCAAUCGACCUGCAGCUAGGAAAACAUGUACUUCUGAGCUGCAAAUAGAGUAGCUUGGCGGCAGGCUAGUCUGGAAAAUUAUUGUGGACCAGCCUUGGUCAUCCUUUCUUAAUGGAAUAUUGGAAGCAACGCAACGGCAAAAUGUGCGAGCAUAUUCAUGUUUCCUUUCAAGGUUGGAGGUCUGGUUUGAAUGAUGUCCAACUUCUUCGACAUAGAUUUACCGAGCAGGGUUUUAACGUAUAAAUAGAUGGAGCAGCAGCUUGUUGUAACCUCUUGUACAGGUUGUUUUUCGGUUUGCCUCAUGUGCAGUUCUUAGUUUUCCUCUUGGUAGUUUGUAUAGCCACCUUUU
Messenger RNA from Triticum aestivum (bread wheat), 5531 nucleotides. Its product is annotated as isoleucine--tRNA ligase, cytoplasmic. The transcript has 29 exons. The record is from RefSeq and is a predicted model, not a curated record. NCBI's taxonomy places the organism in Eukaryota, Viridiplantae, Streptophyta, Magnoliopsida, Poales, Poaceae. Bases 92 to 3934 code for a protein of 1280 amino acids. Gene Ontology annotation, biological process: isoleucyl-tRNA aminoacylation. Gene Ontology annotation, molecular function: isoleucine-tRNA ligase activity; aminoacyl-tRNA deacylase activity; tRNA binding.